Messenger RNA from Phragmites australis (common reed), 1362 nucleotides. RefSeq lists its product as uncharacterized. Lineage: Eukaryota; Viridiplantae; Streptophyta; Magnoliopsida; Poales; Poaceae. Gene Ontology annotation, cellular component: nucleus; elongin complex. The transcript has 7 exons. Bases 365 to 1078 code for a protein of 237 amino acids. The record is from RefSeq and is a predicted model, not a curated record. Gene Ontology annotation, biological process: transcription elongation by RNA polymerase II.
UCAACGAACUGCUUCCUCCUCCAUCCUCCUCGUCGCCGUCCUCCUCGUCCCCAAUCGACUCGUGUUCCGAUUGGAGCGGAGGGGAGGGCACAUCCAGACUCCGAAUCGAUCUCGUUCCCCGGUGAGCACCCCUUACUUGCUCCGGUUGAAUCUUUCAACGCGUCAACCGAGGAAACAAAUCCAAAUCUUUCUUCCUCUCCAUCAGUCCGUAGCGGAUUGGGCAGCUUGGUGGUGGUUUGCUGCUAAUCCAAUCCAUCCAUCAAUCCGUGCCCCUGGUUCGGUUGAAUCUCGUCUUCCUCGUCGUCUCUGGCCGCGCAAGAUCGAUUGAAUUCUUCCUCUGGUGCGGCCGCGGGCGCGGGAGAGGAUGGAGUUUGCAAGGAAGCCUCUGAGCUUGGUGGAGCUCUGCGUCCGGACGGUCAUCGACAACCUCCGGUACGUUGGCAGCGUCGACGGCGUCGAGAUCGAACUGCUCAAGCGCAUCCUGCCUCACUGCACGCUGGAGCAGAUCACCCGCAUAGAGAGCCUCACCGAGAUGGAUCUUAGCCCGGUCACGGAUGCGCUGUGGAAGCGAUUCUAUCAGCGGCAAUUCGGCGAGGACCAUAUGAACCAUGUCAUCAAGAGGAUGAAGCACAGCGGAGUGCAUUACAAAUGGAAGGAUCUCUUCAGGGCAAAAACAGAAAAGCAGAAGGAAAUUGAAGAUAUGAUGGUCGAGAAAUUCACAAAGAAGUUUCAGGCAGAGAAAGCUGAGAAACAAAGCAAACAAAUUAAACUUUGUACAAAGGUGCCACCAAGCAGCAAAAGAAGUUUCUUCGGAGGAGGUGGACCUAGCAACCUGUCAAAUUCCAACUACAAGAGCCCUAUACUGAAAAAAGCUAGGAUAGAGGUUAACAGUAGAGCAAGAAUGCAAGCUGCUAUCCAAAAGAAUAGUCUUGCAAGGUCAUCUCAACCAGCAAGGAUGACCUCUCUCAGUGGGCAGCCAAUGAGGACAACGACCAUUCAUAGACCCAAUUCAACAAUCACCAUCACCAAACCGACUGGUGCAAACAGGCAAAUUCAGAACAGCAGACACAAAUUCUAGAAAAUGGUUUGCUGCGACAUCUCGGGAGCUCAAUAGCUCAUGUGGCUUCUUGCAGAAAGUAUCUCCUUUGUACAAGUGUGCUGCCAUUUCAUGAAGUCCUUGUGCCCUGGGACACAGCCUUUCUUUGGUUUUUGCCCUAGCUGAGCACUUGCAGUUGUAUCUUAAAGGAGUAACCAUUUGGCAAAGGAGAAACACACAAAUUGUACCAUAAGUACAUUAUCAAUAUUUGUAACAACCAUUUACUUAUUAAAGAAAAAAGCAUGUUUCGUGGUUGGCUCUUCUUA